Messenger RNA from Charadrius vociferus (killdeer), 795 nucleotides. It is a transcript of the gene SSUH2, whose product is annotated as ssu-2 homolog (C. elegans). The record is from RefSeq and is a predicted model, not a curated record. The transcript is spliced from 9 exons. Lineage: Eukaryota; Metazoa; Chordata; Aves; Charadriiformes; Charadriidae. The coding region runs from base 1 to 795 and encodes 264 amino acids.
AUGCCCCCGGUGACGGAGGCGGCGGCCAGGCGAGCCCUCCUGCGCUUCGUGGCCUCCCGGUGCUGCUACGGGCGCAGUGCCGCGGGAGAGCUGGCCAUCCGGCGGCUGCGGCACCUGGCGACGUACCGGUAUCGACUGGAGACGUUCAGUGAGUCGAGGUUAAGCGAGUGGGUGUUUGAGCCCUUCACCAAAGACUGCCACAGAUGCCACGGUCACGGCCGGUCCAAGUGCGGGGUGUGCCAUGGGGCAGGUCGGACGAGGUGUGUGACGUGCAAGGGGUCCCGCUGGAGGCGGAAGCAGCAGAGCCGGUGCCAGCUGUGUUCAGGUACAGGUCGCAGAAGGUGCAAUACCUGUUCUGGCCGGGGCAGCAAGACCUGCGCGACCUGUCAGGGAGAGAGAAAGCUCCAACAUUUCAAGCAGCUGGUGGUAACCUGGAAGAACAAUGUCUUUGAAUUUGUCUCUGAGCAUCAUCUGAACUUCCCAGGAAAACUUCUCAGCAAAGUCAGUGGAGAGAAUAUAUUCAAAGAUGAAAACGCGGUGGUGUACCCCAUCAUCGACUUUCCCGACCCCGAGAUCUCCCUGGCCUCGCAGCGAGCCAUCGCAGAGCACAGCGCAGCGUUUGCCACGUCCUCCCGCAUCCUCCGGCAGCGUCAAACAAUUGAGCUGAUCCCCAUCACAGAAGUUCACUACCAGUAUUCGGGGAAGCCGUACCUCUACUACAUCUACGGGCUGGAGAACAAGGUGUACGCGCUGGACUACCCCGAGAGGUGCUGCUGCGGCUGCGCCAUCGUCUGA